AUGUCGUUGAUCAAGUCCACCGAAUUGGCACCAACUCGUAAUGCUAUUACCACUAAUGCACUUGUAAUGCCAUUACCAUUACAGCAGAACCAACCACUGAACAUAAUCACCGAGGCUCCCAGUUCUGCCAACACCAACUGCCAACCUCCCAAAACUACCAACAGCAUCAGCCAACUUCCCAACCUUACCAACAUGAAGCCCAGAGUCUCACUCCAGCCAAAAGCAUCUGCCAACCCGGACACCACCAGCCAGGAGUUUAUGCCACCCUCCAUCCAGCUAACACCAGCCUUCCCUCCACGCCAGCCAACAGCACCGCCAACCUGCCAACCCUGCCAACACCAACUGCCAACCUCCCAACCCAGGAAAUACCAGUACCUUCCAACACCAGUCAUUCUUAUCUGCCAGCCUCCCAACCCAGCCAACAGCGUCUGCCAACCUCCCAACCGCCAGCCACCCACCGCAGCCAACAGCAGCAGCCGGCAUUCCAACGGCAUCCAAUAA
Penaeus monodon (black tiger shrimp) is the source of this 501-nucleotide messenger RNA. Its product is annotated as gibberellin-regulated protein 14-like. The record is from RefSeq and is a predicted model, not a curated record. The transcript is spliced from 2 exons. Bases 1 to 501 code for a protein of 166 amino acids. Lineage: Eukaryota; Metazoa; Arthropoda; Malacostraca; Decapoda; Penaeidae.